Molecule: messenger RNA, 705 nt
Organism: Alternaria viburni
Lineage: Eukaryota; Fungi; Ascomycota; Dothideomycetes; Pleosporales; Pleosporaceae
Exons: 2
Coding region: 1-705 (234 amino acids)
Source: RefSeq, a predicted model, not a curated record
AUGAUCACAUCACCCACUUCCUCGUCGGCGUCAGACCACAACACCUCCGAUGCCGCACCUGCAGCGACUCGCGGCAACGGCCGUAAGUCACGCGUCUCAGCAGAGCACACGUUGAACCGGGUGCGCGAGAACCAGAGGAGACACCGCGCUCGACAGCGCGAUCAUGUCGCUUCUCUCGAGCAAAAGCUCGCCGAGACCGAAAAGUUGCUUGAAGAGGCGCGAGCGGAAAUCGCCGCUCUGAAAGCAGGAGGAUGCGCGGCGGGCUCACACCAACAACCCCAACGAGAGAAUACCAGCAACGACGAUGUUGAAGAAGGAGCAAGACAUGCAGGAGAAGGAAACGCGUCUACAUCUCAAGAUAUACCCAGACCACCCGUUUCCGCUUUAACCGAUUCGCAAACCGAUUCGCUAGCACUCACAUCCAUCCAACCAGAUCAGCUCAUCGACCCGCAACUAGCAAACUACCCUGAUGUCCACGGGCAUGUCCCAGACAUGAGCGACCUUUCCUUCUUGGGCGGAUCCUCUUUCUACCUGCCGUCGCCAUCGUCGUCGUCACGGUCAAACAUGUCUAACCAACACAACAACUCUCACGAUAACUGGUCCCCCACCCUGCUGCAACGACCCCCCAACUCCAAACUCACCCCCUCCAACAAACACGCUAGAAUGUACAUCCUGCUCCACGAAACCUCCCCCCUCCCCCAGUGA